Messenger RNA from Fonsecaea erecta, 2139 nucleotides. RefSeq lists its product as hypothetical. Gene Ontology annotation, molecular function: catalase activity; heme binding. NCBI's taxonomy places the organism in Eukaryota, Fungi, Ascomycota, Eurotiomycetes, Chaetothyriales, Herpotrichiellaceae. Gene Ontology annotation, biological process: hydrogen peroxide catabolic process; response to oxidative stress. Gene Ontology annotation, cellular component: cytosol. Bases 1 to 2139 code for a protein of 712 amino acids. The record is from RefSeq and is a predicted model, not a curated record. The transcript is spliced from 4 exons.
AUGUUGUAUCAAACUCUCCUGUGGGCCACCUUCCUGGUUUGUGCUACUGUUGAAGCUCAAGAUGCUACUGAUAGCAAGCUCGGCCAGCUCCAGGCUGCUACAAUUGAUACAGAAGGGCAAACGGAAACAACAGACAACGGUGUCCAAGCGAAUUCCAACAACUCUCUAAGAGCAGGUCCGAGAGGAUAUGUCUUAUUAGAGGAUACUGUGGUGCGAAAGAAGUUGCUGCACUUUGACAGGGAGCGAGCUCCCGAACGUGUUGUACACGCGCUAGGCCAUGGUGCGUAUGGCAUGUUCCAAUCUUAUGCCGACUGGAGCAACUUGACAAUGGCCUGUUGGUUGCAAAAUAAUGCAACUAGCGAGGUCUUCACAAGAUUUUCCGUUGUUGUUUCAAGCACGGGUGGAAGUGAGGUCCAGAGGGACACACAUGGUUUCGCGACGAAGAUAUACAGUCAGUGCGGCAAUCAGGAUCUGGUUGGCAAUCACGUCCCAUCAUUCUUCAUCAAUGAUGGCUCCGAGUUUCCUGAUUUGGUUCACUCUGUGAAGUUUGAAUCGGACAAAGGCUUCCCAACAGGCGGCUCUGCGCAUACCACUGCUUAUGACUUUUUCGCUCAACAUCCAGAAGGCGCAGCUCAGCUUAUGUACGUGCUCUCAGACCUGGGUCUUCCAAGAGACGUACGACAUAUCAGUGGCAACGGCGUACAUACAUAUCGCUUCAUCAAUGGGCAAGGCAACUCUACAUUAUUCAAAUGGUACUGGUUACCGGUUCUUGGCCAUCGAAGCUUGGUGUAUGAUGAAGUCACCACCCUGGCUGGGAAGAACGCCAACUUUCAGCGUAUUGACCUCUACAACAAUAUUGCCAACGGGAUUUUUCCUGAGUGGGAGUUUGCUGUGCAGCUAUUCCCAGACGACGGCACGUACAUGUGGCAGGGUUACGACCUGACCGAGCCAACUCAGAUUAUACCCUUCGAGGAUAACCCGCCAAUGAAACUGGGAAAGCUUACACUGAAUCGCAACCCAACUAAUUUCUUUGCGGAGCCUGAAUCAGUCAGUUUUGCUCCAUCAAAUGUGGUUGACGGUGUCUCGUGGGUUCCAGAUGCCCUCUUGCAAUGGCGUUUGAUGGCAUACGAUGACACAUCGACCCAUCGACACAACAGUCCGAACGGCUACACUCUCCCAAUCAACAGACCCAUUGCUCCGGUCUACAAUAAUUAUCGAGACGGAUACAUGCAGCCCUCGCUGUUCAAAGGAGAAUCUACUUCAAGCCCAGAUGGUCUUGGUGGCGUGCAACCUGCCGGGCCCGCACAGGCCCUCAUGUAUGCUGGAAUCUCUGGCACAGGCAAAAUUGGUCGAUACCGAAACCUGAAUUACGACUGGGCGGCUCAAGCCCGAGCUUUUUGGGGCACUCUGGACGCAUAUGGCCAGCAGCACCUGGUCGAUGGUUAUCGCUUCGAGCUGGGCCAUGUUACUGACCCCAACGUUACCAUGACCUACAUCAACACCAUUCUCAACCCAAUCGACAAUUGCCUUGCCCGAAGGGUUGCAUACGGGAUUGGGGCUGUGAUGCCCGCACUGGGAACUGGCGGCCCCAUAACUCAGCCUGGAAGUAACAAAAGCUACCCAUCCCUCUAUCCUCUCAACCCUGGUGUGGAGUCCAACAAAUCCAAUGCUGGUCUCACGGUUGCCAUCAUAGCCGACGACAACAUGUUGACUGUGUCUGAUUUACAAGCCAUGGAGCCAAUCCUUUCCUCACAACAAGUUGGAUUUGAUAUUGUUGCCCCUCAUGUAGGGAUGCUCGCAUCAAGUGUGAACGCCACAAGUUCCUACACUCUCACGAGCGAAGUCAUGUAUGACGCCGUAUUCAUUGGGUCUUCUGCCAAUGGAAGCAUCUCUACGACGCCUAACUCGAUGGCAGCAAGCCACUUCAUUCUUGAUGCUUAUGCCCAUGGGAAGCCAAUUGCGGCGCUUGGCUCCAACGGAGCACAACUUCUCCAGCAUCUACAGCUAAAUGCCAAUUCAUCCAUUGGCCUGUAUACCGGGAACGUGCCAACGGUGACAAUGAACGUCCUGAAUGCGUUGAGUGGGCCAGCCAGAUUCUUCCAGCGCUUUCCAGUGGACGACCCAGCGAUUUGUUUGUAA